AUGGAAAGUGAUCAGGGCAGUUUGCAGCCAUGGACCAUAGCUACCGUGGCCUCGGUCACAGUGCUGGCAUUCGUGACUGUGUGUCUUCGACUACUCGCUCGUUAUGAAAGAGGGCAAAAGCUAUGGUGGGAUGACUAUAUGAUCAUUUUCUCUAUGCUAUGGAACUUCAUUGUUGUUGGGUUCAUCUACGCCAUGGUCCACAAGGGAAUGGGACUCCACGCAGAUACUUUGCCAACGGGGGACGUGGUGAUGAUUGCAAAGUACCUUGUCGUGGCCGAGGUUCUCUAUGUGUUCAACCUCGUUUGGACCAAACUGAGCAUUCUGCUCAUGUACUACCGGAUUUUCCGCUUCCCUUACUUCAAGACAUGGGCAUACAUCAUCGGAACCUUCGUCGUCCUUUGGGUUAUCUGUAUCACCUUCCUUUUCAUCUUCAUUUGCGUGCCCGUCCAGAAGCUAUGGUAUCCCCAGACCCCAGGGCGGUGCAUCAACCAAGUUGGCACAUGGGUUGCAAACGCCGUCUCAACGAUCGCAACCGACGUUGCCAUUCUAAUCCUUCCAAUCCCACAAGUGUGGAAGCUGCAACUUCGAAUCUCGGAAAAGAUAGCCGUGUUAAUUGCCUUCAGCCUGGGAUUCUUCGUGGUCUUCGCCUCCGCCUAUCGUUUCUCCGUCCUUUUCAGCUACAGCGCGUUAGAUUCAUCCUACACUCUCGCCCCAACAGUUGGCUGGACCGCUAUCGAAAUGUCCGCCGGCAUCAUUUCAGCCAAUCUCCCAACCCUCCGCCCUGCCCUCCGCUUCAUAGCACGCAUGCUGGGUGUCGACGGCAGUGUCAUGGGUCUCUUUAGAAGCACAAAUGGAACAAGGACCAAAACCACGAACGGGGUCACCGAGCCUUCACAGACCGUGGAGAGUACAGCCGCUAUCAUCCAACACUCAAAGCAUUCGAAUCGUCAUUCUUUCUAUCACUUACCAGAUGAUUCGGACUCGGUGUCUGAACAGACUCGUAUGGAUGCUGCGUUCAGGCCUAGCUAUGAUCGCGCGAAAACGUACACUAAUGUGAAGGGUCAGAAGGUUAGUGGUCGUCGCUCUGAUGAGGAUCAGAUUCCCCUCUCUGAGAUCAGAGUGGAUAAGGAGUUUACGCAGACUACUACUGGCUGA
This is a messenger RNA of Penicillium canescens, 1155 nucleotides long. RefSeq lists its product as uncharacterized. The transcript has 3 exons. Lineage: Eukaryota; Fungi; Ascomycota; Eurotiomycetes; Eurotiales; Aspergillaceae. The record is from RefSeq and is a predicted model, not a curated record. Bases 1 to 1155 code for a protein of 384 amino acids.